AUGUCUCACAAAGCUGCACUUCUGGUUUUGCUCCUCGCCACCUUCUCAGCUGCUCAGGCUGAACGGGCGAGGAAUGGGUUCUGGGAUUACCUCAGCCAGCUCACUCACGACAAGGACAGCAUGGCACAUAGCCAGAGCACGAAGCUGGACCAAGAGAUCAAAAAAGUGAAAGAAAGUAUCCAAGGAGUCAACUACAUGGGAAAUCUCCUCGAGAAACUGGCCCCACUCAACAGAGGACUUCAGCCCCGGUUCUACCAAGACUCCGACAGCCUGCGAAGGCUCAUCAGGAAGGAGCUGGAAGGCCUGAGGGUGAAACUUUAUCCUUAUGUGGAUGAGGUGCAACAGAAAAUCAGCAAGAACCUGGAAGUGCUUCGCUUCCAGAUGAUCCCAUUCACCCAAGAGCUCCUGGACCAGGUCAUGCUGAAAGCUAGGGAGCUCCAGCAGCACCUCACCCCCACUCGAGACAUGAAGGCCCAGUUUCUGGAAGGCAUAGAUGAAGUUCAGAGGUUUGUGUCUCAGUAUGCCAAUAAAAUAGCCUUUCAUACUGACCAAGUGAAGGAGAUCUUCCAUCCGUAUGCUGCCAGACUGGUGACUGAGAUCCACCGCAACAUGGAAGAGCUCCAUAGAAACGUCACCCCUCACACCAAAGUCAGCCCAGAGAAACUCAAUCAGUACAUCCAGGAGCUCUCUGAGAAGCUGACCCAGAAUGCCAGGGAUCUCCACCAGAAGAUCCAGAGGAAUCUGAACCACCUCAAGGAGCAGCUGCGCCUUUACCCCAGGGGCCUCAGGGAACGUAUUGCUGGCACUACUGUAGACCCUAACUGGGCUGUGGACCCCUACAUGGAGGGCCUGGCUCAGGAAGUACAGGAGAGAAUCGAGGAGUUCAGAAGGGACACGUUCCUCCAGAUAGACGACUUCACCAGAACCAUUGACCGUGAGACAGAAGAAAUGAAGUUCAAACUGUCUCCACUGUCCUCAUACUCAGAGGAGUUUCAGGACAUCUUAGCACCUCUGGAGGAUUUGCAUGUCCGGCUUGACUCUCUGUGGAAGGAUAUUUCCCAGAGUUUAAAUGAGAAAAGCAGCGAUUUACAAUGA
Chelonoidis abingdonii (Abingdon island giant tortoise) is the source of this 1095-nucleotide messenger RNA. RefSeq names its product apolipoprotein A5 (gene APOA5). Gene Ontology annotation, molecular function: phosphatidylcholine-sterol O-acyltransferase activator activity; phospholipid binding; cholesterol transfer activity. Gene Ontology annotation, biological process: lipoprotein metabolic process; cholesterol metabolic process; cholesterol efflux. The record is from RefSeq and is a predicted model, not a curated record. Lineage: Eukaryota; Metazoa; Chordata; Testudines; Testudinidae. Gene Ontology annotation, cellular component: chylomicron; high-density lipoprotein particle; extracellular region.